AUGGCAAGCAGGAAAUGUCAAAACGUCGCAGCAGGAGUGCCAGACCACCGGGCGAGAGCUUGUCCUGCUUCGCCCCACGGCAGGGCGGCUGAAGGCGAGGAAAAUAGCUCGCCCACGGAAGACUGCCUGGAGAAGGAGGCCGAUGCCGUGCCGGCCAGACAAGGCAGCCCUUCCCCGGUGGACCACGAGCGCAACGACAACAGCGGCGACGGAGACUCUAGCUCCGACUACGUGAACAACACCUCUGAAGAGGAGGACUACGACGAGGGUCUUCCGGAGGAGGAGGAAGGGAUCACGUACUACAUUCGCUACUGCCCAGAGGAUGACAGCUAUCUGGAAGGGAUGGACUGCAACGGGGAAGAGUAUGUCCCCCGUGAGGAGCAGCAGGUGGAGACGGACGAGUGCCAAGAAGCUGUCGAAGAAGGCGAGUGGGGAGAGACGAAACUGCAGUGCCAGGAUGAGCUGCAGGCGAUAGAAGCUGCGGGCUACCCCGAAGGUUGUGUCCAGGUUUUGGAAGGAGAGGUGGCGUGCCUGGAGAUCCAAGACCAAGAGGAAAACGUCCAGUACUGCCAUCCAAGUGAAGAAGGCUACGAGGGGUACUAUUCGCCCGAAGCCAAUGGGAACUCGCACUGGAUGUCUCUGUACCGUCCCGGGAAAGAAGAGGCGGAGCUGGAGGAGCAAGAGGAAGACAUCGACCAGAUUGUGGCAGAGAUUAAGAUGAGCAUGAGCAGCCUCCACAGUGCGUCAGAGAUGAGUCCCGAGCACAGUGGGGCCGAGAAUGUGCCCAAUGACUAUGUGGAGACUUGUCCGAGGGGGGACUCUGGCCACGGCGUCAGCAGGCACCCGGGGCGGCCCAAGUCACUGAACAUUCCCCCUGUGCCCAAGCAAGUCGGGGAGGCCCCCCGAGGCUUCAAGAACAAGCUGAGGACCCCAGAGGAAAGGCAGGCCUGGCCCCAAGAACAGGUGUGCAAUGGCUUAGAACAGCCUAGGAAGCAGCAACGUUCCGAUCUCAAUGGACCGAUUGACAACAAUAACAUGCCAGAGACCAAGAAGGUUUCCUCUUUCCCAAGUUUUGUUGACGUUCCAGGACCAUGCGAACCUGAGGACCUUAUUGACGGCAUCAUCUUUGCGGCCAAUUAUCUGGGCUCCACGCAGCUGCUCUCUGAGCGCAACCCUUCCAAAAACAUCCGGAUGAUGCAAGCCCAGGAGGCCGUGAGCCGUGUCAAGAGGAUGCAAAAGGCAGCUAAAAUCAAGAAAAAAGCGAGCUCUGAGGGAGAUUCCCAGGCCUUGACUGAAGUCGAUCUGUUCAUCUCCACACAGAGGAUCAAAGUUUUGAAUGCAGAUACACAAGAAACCAUGAUGGACCACGCGCUGCGCACCAUCUCCUACAUUGCCGACAUCGGCAAUAUUGUUGUUUUGAUGGCGAGGCGCCGAAUGCCCCGUUCGGCUUCCCAGGACUGCAUUGAGACAACUCCGGGGGCACAAGAAGGGAAGAAGCAGUACAAGAUGAUCUGCCACGUCUUCGAAUCGGAGGAUGCUCAGCUGAUCGCCCAGUCUAUUGGCCAAGCCUUCAGCGUGGCCUACCAAGAGUUCCUCAGAGCCAAUGGCAUAAACCCCGAGGAUCUUAGCCAGAAGGAAUACAGCGAUAUCAUCAACACCCAGGAGAUGUAUAACGACGAUCUCAUCCAUUUCUCCAACUCUGAGAAUUGCAAAGAGCUCCAGAUAGCAAAACACAAGGGGGAGAUCCUUGGAGUGGUGAUUGUGGAGUCUGGCUGGGGAUCCAUAUUACCCACAGUCAUCUUGGCCAACAUGAUGAACGGGGGCCCUGCAGCUCGCUCGGGGAAGCUCAGCAUCGGGGACCAGAUUAUGUCUAUUAAUGGCACCAGUCUGGUUGGUCUUCCACUGGCCACAUGUCAAGGGAUCAUUAAGGGUCUUAAGAAUCAAACACAAGUGAAGUUGAAUAUUGUCAGCUGCCCUCCUGUCACCACGGUUCUUAUAAAGCGGCCGGACUUGAAAUACCAGUUGGGUUUCAGCGUACAGAAUGGAAUCAUCUGCAGUCUGAUGAGAGGUGGGAUAGCAGAAAGAGGAGGGGUCCGGGUGGGCCAUCGCAUCAUUGAGAUCAAUGGGCAAAGUGUUGUUGCCACGGCCCAUGAGAAGAUAGUGCAAGCCCUGUCGAACUCAGUGGGAGAGAUCCAUAUGAAGACCAUGCCUGCAGCAAUGUUCAGGCUGCUCACCGGACAGGAGACGCCGCUGUACAUCUAGCACGAGGCCGCAUCUCUCAUCCGAAGGACUGUGCAGUCUCAGCCAUGCAAGAAGAAACCUUUGCGAGGAAUUUUGUAUAUUGCAGGAACGGAAAGGGUUGAAACCGAGUCCCGGAAAUUCUGGAAACUCAACCGAGUCAGCUUCUUCGCCUUUUUUUCUUAGGUUCUCUUUUUUAAAAAAUUGUGUUGCCAAAAGAUGAAGCUGUUGCUAUGGACAAGAACCACUGACACCAUCUUUCUAAUUCACAGAAGUAUUUUGCAAGGUCAUCAACAAAACCCCCUUUUCGUGUGAGUUAUGCAAGCGUAGGGUGAAGUCCACCACCGGUGUUCCCUACACCCCCCCCCACCGCUUUCUCGCUUGGCUCCCGCCUGUGGCGUGGGGCCUGUGUAGUCUUCAUUCCUGGCGGGUUGUGCUUGUAAUGUGUAUUUAAACAUGACCUUGGCAUGCCUGCCUUGUGUUUACGACCAUCUGCCACUUUUAGCCCAGAAUGGCAAAGACAAAUGUGUGAACCAGCCUGCGAAAACACACACACUUUAAAAUCAGGGUGGCCGAAAAACCUGCACACUUGACUGAAAAAUGCGAAGUGCGGAACAGAGGGCGAGGGCCAAGACGUAUGCAAAUCUGAGUGCAGGAGGGGCUAGGAAGGAUGCUAAUCGAAAGAAAAACUACUGUCUUCAUUGGUAUUCUUAUUGACAAGUGUAAUUACUGUGAGUUUUGAUGAGAUGUGACUUAAAUGUGAAACAGGAACAAGGGGUGUUGCGGGGUGGGGUGAAGGGGAAAGCGUUUUUUUAAUGCAAAAUAAAAGAAUUGCCAUGAUACGAACACUGAAUAUUUAUUUAGAUGAAGUCAGUUUAUGUUUGGAGCUUAAUGGUUUUUAACGGCAAACAUGGUUGCUACUAAUUUGGCAAUGGGGGCCCUUCCACGUUUACUAGCCCGCAACCUUCCAUACUGCCCUUUGGUUGAACCCGACUGCAGGGCGGGAAAGCCAUGCUUAAAUAAUAAUUUUUAUACAAACUGUUUAAUCUCGGUUAUUUUUCCUGUUGUGUUUCUGAGCCAACACGUGUUCUGAAUGUAACCGGUGGCUGCAGAUGGGAAGCCGUUGGCCACCAACAGUAUUAGAAUGUGUGGAGAUGAUAAACGCAGUAAUAGUAAUGUUGUGUUCAUUAUGAGAUUAAUGUCAACUGCUGUAACUUUUCGUCUUGGUUUUUUCCUUCUUCCCCCAACCUCUCUCUCUCAAUCUCUCUCUCUCUCUCUCUACUUUUGGCCCAAGGCCUUGAAGAAAAAUACACUGUGACUUAAGACGCCUUACCAUGCAGUAACAAAAAGCUUUAGGAUUACUGUACUUCAAGGAAUAACAUCGUACAUCUCUGUUGCAUGCAGGUGACCCUAGGAGAGAAUUAAUCUAGACUCACUAAUAAAUUUGGAGUAUUAAAGCA
Varanus komodoensis (Komodo dragon) is the source of this 3698-nucleotide messenger RNA. It is a transcript of the gene APBA2, whose product is annotated as amyloid beta precursor protein binding family A member 2. The record is from RefSeq and is a predicted model, not a curated record. Lineage: Eukaryota; Metazoa; Chordata; Lepidosauria; Squamata; Varanidae. Gene Ontology annotation, biological process: chemical synaptic transmission. Gene Ontology annotation, cellular component: dendritic spine; plasma membrane; cytoplasm. Gene Ontology annotation, molecular function: protein binding; amyloid-beta binding. Bases 1 to 2262 code for a protein of 753 amino acids. The transcript is spliced from 12 exons.